GCGUUCCUCCUCCUCCAUAGUAACGUUGGCUCCGCUCAGCGUGGCAGCAGAGGCACCUGUAGCGGAUUAUUUCUGGAAAAUCUCGAUUUUACUUUUUUGUUUACAGCUUCAAAACACCCAAGAAAUGUUCAGGAGUAGCUUGAGGGAGUUUGAUGAGGAUCCGUUCUUCUCGGAUCCAUUCCGUGCUCACAGGGAUCAUAUGCGCCAGAUGAUGCGGAGCUUCUCCGAGCCAUUUGGCGGGCCCUUGAUGCCCAGUAUAACGGACGGAAGGAGCAGAGGUCGCGACAUGGCAGAACACCCAAGCUCAUCUGUCGCACUGAGAAACGAACACAGGGAGCAACCUACCCCAGAGGGCACGGAGGAUAUGAGCCGGUCAUUGUUGCCCUUCGGCGGCACCGACAGCUCGGACAUGAUGAGGAACCCUUUUGGCAUGUUCGACAGCAUGAUGGCUAGCGUGAGGAACAGGAUGGAGGAAAUGCACUCGAACUUUGAGAACAUGUCCACAGACUCCAACGCCCACUCGUUCAGCUCCUCCUCAGUUAUGACGUAUUCAAAAGUGGGGAACGAGCCUCCCAAGGUCUUCCAGGCGACCUCGUCCACACGCCGCGCUCCUGGAGGGAUCAUAGAGACCCAGCAAGCGGUGAAAGACUCUGAGAGUGGUCUGGAAAAGAUGAAAAUCGGUCACCACAUUCAGGACAGGGGACAUGUUGUUGAAAAGAAAAUCAACAAGAAAACUGGAGAGAGGGAGUUCAACCAAGACUUUCAGAAUUUGGAUGAAUCGGAAGCCCAGUCAUUUGAUGAUGAGUGGCAGCAGAAGGUGUCUACGUUCCAGCCGUCUGUCCCCAUGUCUCGCCUGAACGAACCUCAACCCCGUGCAGUUCGCCAGGCGGCCCUCACCGGUCCCGAGCAGCAGCCCCGCAGAGACCAACAAAGGAGCAAGUCUGCAGGUAGAGUCAGAAUUGAAGGAUCGGCAAAGAAGUGAAACAUCGUUCUGCUCAUUAAACAUUGCAAGGAUCAUGAAGUGUACACUGGUGCCUCCCACACACACACACACACACACGAAAGCUGUGAUGAGGAUUUGAAAAUAGUUUCUGCUCAUCUGCAUACACUUUACAUUGCUGUUGCCCGUUUUCUAAUGCAUGCUGCACGGUCUGAACAGGAGCACGCUGACACUGUUCAACAUACAGUUUCAAAACGCAAAGGAUGGUUAGACAAGUUAAGGGAGGCACAAAAACAAUAUUAGGAAGUUAUGCUGUACACCCAAGUGGCAUUGAUUUAAGAUUGUUGAAAUUUUCCUUUGGUGAAUGGUUUGCAGUAAUGUAAAAUUUAUCAUUUGUACAGAACAUGUUGAAUGUUGAUAGAAUCUGCUACCUUAUUCUAAAUCGUAUUCUUUCACACUACCCAAGAAAAGAUUUAUUAAUAUAUACAGAGAGAGAUAGUGAUAUUAGAACUAAAAAUCACAUUGACAUACUAGUAGUAGUAGUAGUAUCAUUAGCACCUGAUGGUAGUAGUAGUAGUAGGGGUAGUAAUAUGGAGGAAGAUGUGUGAUAUGCAGAUUUAAUGUGUGAAAUCCACUAAUGCACUUAGAUAUAAAUAAUACAUCUUCUGUUUGUAAUUGUAUAUUGUAUCUGCUGUAAUCAUUGUAAAAAGAAAAACUAUUUCCCUUCCCUUUUUAUAUUGUUACUUUGGAUUCUCUUGUUCUUCAUCCGGUGAACGCUGCACAGCACAAACUCAGCCUAUGGAUUGUUCUCUGUGAUUUGAGUUUUAUUCGUGUACAUUUUUACAAGCUUUAAAAGAAAGACUCGUGUCAACAUGUGUGAUUGUAUGAAAAUAAAAAUGUGAAGAUUAA
Messenger RNA from Mugil cephalus (flathead mullet), 1849 nucleotides. RefSeq names its product myeloid leukemia factor 1 (gene mlf1). Gene Ontology annotation, biological process: regulation of DNA-templated transcription. The transcript is spliced from 9 exons. Lineage: Eukaryota; Metazoa; Chordata; Actinopteri; Mugiliformes; Mugilidae. The coding region runs from base 125 to 982 and encodes 285 amino acids. The record is from RefSeq and is a predicted model, not a curated record. Gene Ontology annotation, cellular component: cytoplasm; nucleus.